This is a messenger RNA of Anopheles maculipalpis, 291 nucleotides long. RefSeq lists its product as uncharacterized. Gene Ontology annotation, molecular function: enzyme regulator activity. The record is from RefSeq and is a predicted model, not a curated record. The coding region runs from base 28 to 291 and encodes 87 amino acids. The transcript has 3 exons. NCBI's taxonomy places the organism in Eukaryota, Metazoa, Arthropoda, Insecta, Diptera, Culicidae. Gene Ontology annotation, biological process: GPI anchor biosynthetic process. Gene Ontology annotation, cellular component: dolichol-phosphate-mannose synthase complex; endoplasmic reticulum membrane.
UGCAAAUGCGAUAAGAUCAAACACUGAAUGGCAUCGAAUGCGGCACUUGGGAAGCUGAUUCUGGCGGCAACAUUUAGCGCGUUCUUCUACUACGUCUUCUGGGUUGCGGUGCUUCCGUUCAUGGUGAUCGAUGCGAGAGAUGAAAGUUGGAUCUAUUCGCUGUUUCCACCGAUGAAGUUUGCAUUCCUCGUACCGGCAGUGUUCGGUGUGGUGCUAGUCGGUGGACUGUCGGCCUUUUCGUUGUAUCAUUUGCAGGACCAGCUCGGCAUUCGAUUCACCCGAUCACUGUAG